Cottoperca gobio is the source of this 2374-nucleotide messenger RNA. RefSeq names its product tripartite motif-containing protein 16-like. Bases 84 to 1763 code for a protein of 559 amino acids. The record is from RefSeq and is a predicted model, not a curated record. Gene Ontology annotation, molecular function: protein binding; zinc ion binding. The transcript has a single exon. NCBI's taxonomy places the organism in Eukaryota, Metazoa, Chordata, Actinopteri, Perciformes, Bovichtidae.
ACACAAUGAGGAAAUGAGUAUUCAGCAUUUAUCUGAAAGCCGAGAGUGAAACUAACCUAUAUUCACUGUUGUCUAGAGAAGAAAUGGCGCAGCAAGUGAUUCUGGAUCGAGAAAAACUGAGCUGUUCAAUCUGUCUGGGUCUUCUAAAGGAUCCGGUGACUAUUCCCUGUGGGCACAGCUACUGCAUGAGCUGUAUUACAGACUGCUGGGAUGAAGAGAAUGAGAAGAAAACCCACAGCUGCCCUCAGUGCAGGCAGAGCUUCACACCGAGGCCUGUCCUGGGGAAAAAUACAAUGAUAGCAGAGUUAGUGGAGGAACUGAAGAAAGUAGGACUUCAAGCCGCUUCACCUGAUCUUACAUAUGCAGGACCUGGAGACGUGGCCUGUGAUUUCUGCUCUGGGAUGAAACUGAAAGCUUUCAAGUCCUGUCUGGUGUGUAUGGCCUCUUGCUGUGAACAACACCUGCAGCCUCACUAUGAUGUAGCUCCAUUAAAGAAACACAAGCUGGUUGAAGCCACCUCAAAGCUUCAGGAAAACAUCUGCUCCCGUCAUGACGAGGUGAUGAAGAUUUUCUGCCGCUCUGAUCAGCAGUGCAUUUGUUAUCUUUGCUCCAUGGAUGAUCAUAAAGGCCAUGACACAGUCUCCGCUGCAGCAGAGAGGGCUGAGAGGCAGAAGGAGCUCGGGGUGAGCCGGGGAAAAGUCCAACAGAGAGUCCAGGACAGAGAAAAGGACGUCAAGCUGCUUCAACAGAGGGUGGAGGCUAUCAAUCAUUCUGCUGAUGAAGCAGUGAGGGACAGUGAGAAGAUCUUCACUGAGUUGAUCCAUCUCAUUAAGAAAAGAAGCUCUGAAGUGAAGCAGGAGAUCAGAUCCCAGCAGAAAACUCAAGUGAGUCAAGCUGAAGAGUUUGAGGAGAAGCUGCAGCAGGAGAUCACUGAGCUGCGGAGGAAAGACACUGAGCUUCAACAACUUUCACACACAGAGGAUCACCUGCAUUUCCUAAACAACUACCCCUCGCUGUCACGUGUGAGUGAGUCUAAAGACUUACCCAGCAUUGAUAUCUGUCCUCUGCGCUCUUUUGAGGAUGUGACCGCGGCGGUGUCAGAGGCCAGAGAUAAACUGCAGGCUGUUCUGAGUGAGGAGUGGAGACACAUCUCACUGGCAGUGACUGAAGUGGAUGUUUUAAUGCCUCAAGCAGAGCCCAGAACCAGAGCAGAAUUUAUGAAAUAUUCUCGUCAAAUCACACUGGAUCCAAAUACAGCACACAGGUGUUUGUCAUUGAGUGACAGGAACAGAAAAGUAACAUUAAUGGCAGUAGAACAGUUAUAUUCAGAUCAUCCAGACAGAUUUGAUCAAUGGUGGCAGGUUCUGAGUAGAGAGGGUCUGACUGGACGUUGUUACUGGGAGGUGAAGUGGAACGGGUUUGUUUGUAUAGCAGUUGCAAAUAAGGAUAUUAGAAGAACAGGGACCAGAGAAGAAUGUGUAUUUGGAUAUAAUAACAAAUCUUGGUCAUUACAAUGUAAGAGUGGCAGUUAUAACUUCAAACAUAACAAUAUUUCUACUUCCAUCUCAGGGCUUCAGUCCUUCAGAGUAGGAAUUUACCUGGAUCACAGGGCAGGGACUCUCUCUUUCUACGACGUCUCUGAAACCAUGACUCUCCUCCACAGAGUCCAGACCACGUUCACUCAGCCUCUCUUUCCUGGAUUCUGGAUUCCAUCAACACUAUCUGGAGACACUGCUGAGUUGUGUGAGCUCACAGGAGUUUAAAGAGUGACUCGUCUCUAUACAGUAAAUGUUGAGGUGUGUCUGCUGCAGAGAUCAAACGUAAUAGGUGGGCCUGUGAUGUUCUUUCUUAUAUUUUCUGUUUUUAAUGUGUCAAUUCAGUAAAAUGGUGAAAUGGAAAACAAAUAAUUUAUCUCUUUAUUUGGAUUAAACAAUGUUGUUUAUUUAAAUUUGAUUCUAUUAUAUAUAUUUAGUUAUAUUUACUAAACAUUUUCAUUAUAUACUGUGCAUGGAAAAACAUUGCAUAUGCAAAAUGUCUAAUCGUUUUAUAUAUACAGGCGUGAUUAUGUAAGAUAAACGAAAGAAAUCAAUAAAACAAAAUCAUGUAUGUAAAAAUGUAUCAAUGGAUUUGGAUCUUUGAGCUUCUGUCAAAUUAAUGUCAUAAUGUCAUGUUUUUAAAAUGUAUUUUUAUUAUGACAUAUCUUCAUAAUAUGUAUAUUUAAUGUUUACUUUGUAUUACUCUACAUAAUGCUGUUUGUACUGCACACUGUGAUGCUGUUGUACUUUGUAAUUUAACUCUUUACAUGUUAACAAUCUUUAGGAAACAUUUAUGAAAAGUCAAUGUUCAAAACUCUACAAAUAAAUAAAUAAAUUGA